Molecule: messenger RNA, 3426 nt
Organism: Sparassis crispa
Lineage: Eukaryota; Fungi; Basidiomycota; Agaricomycetes; Polyporales; Sparassidaceae
Product: Structural maintenance of chromosomes protein
Exons: 24
Coding region: 1-3426 (1141 amino acids)
Biological process (GO): double-strand break repair via homologous recombination
Cellular component (GO): nucleus; Smc5-Smc6 complex; site of double-strand break
Molecular function (GO): damaged DNA binding; single-stranded DNA binding
Source: RefSeq, a predicted model, not a curated record
AUGCCCCCCAAGCGCGCCAUUACUAUACACAGCGACGACGAAGGGUCCGCCUCAGAGGGCUCCCCAGCUUCCAAGCGCGCCCGCACCCAGGAGGAUAGCGACGCCGAGCUCGCGCCCUAUCCCAAUAAGGGCAAGGGUAAGUCCAGGCAGCGCACAAAGGAGGACGUAGAUCUGGAGGACGAGGAGGAGGAUGCAGUUGAGCAGACUGCACCAGACGAAGAUGAGGAGAAAAGAUUUGAGGAGGAGCAUGUGGAAGAGAUUUGGCAGAACCUCAUGUCGAAGCGCAAGACACAGGGUAGCAUCGCGGAGAUGGGUAUCAUCGAGUCUAUUGAAAUGCACCAGUUCAUGUGUCACAAAUACCUGACGUUCCCAUUUAAACCUCAAAUCAACUUCAUUAUCGGCCAUAACGGAAGCGGCAAGAGCGCUGUACUUUCCGCACUUACCGUGGCUCUUGGAGGCAAAGCACACACUACCGGGCGCGGGAGAGGCUUGAAGUCAUUUAUUCGUGAAGGUCAAUCGGUAGCCGAGGUUACUGUUUGUCUCAAGAAUCAGGGCGAAGAAGCUUACAGGCCCAAAGAUUAUGGCAAGACUAUCGUUAUUACUCGCCGUUUCACCAGGCAAGGAUCUUCUAGUUACAAAAUUAAAAGCAACGAAGGGAAGGUCAUCUCUACCAAGCGAGAAGAGCUGUCCGCUAUCUGUGAUCACAUGAAUACCCAGGUUGACAAUCCUAUGAACAUUCUCAAUCAAGAUGCUGCCAGGCAAUUUUUGGGCGCAUCACAGCGUACAGACAAAUACAAGUUCUUCCUCCGUGGCACGCAACUCAGCCAGUUGAGCGAGGAAUACGAAACGUGUUUGGAGAACAUCCGUCAAACUAGGAAGGUUCUGAAGCGCAAAUCGGAAGCCAUUCCAGAUUUGCAAGAUGCGUUGGAAGAAGCGACUGCGCGCUUUCGGGAGGCCAACAAAGCCCGAGAGCAGAAGCACAAGGCCGAUGAGUUGAAGAAGGAGCUUGCGUGGGCCCAUGUUCAGACCAAGCAGAACGAACUACAAGGAAAGCUCGAGGAAGCAGCCAAACUAUCUCGUCGCGUGACGAAGAUCAAAGAGCAGAUCGCUACUGCUAAUAGAAUGUUCGAAGACAGUUCACAAUUUGUUCAGGCUUACGAGGAGGAAAACCAGAACCUUGGUUCCAUUGAGCACCUGCAAGCGAAGAGGGAGGAGAUAACUUCCAAAAUGAGGACAAACAAGCAGAAGCUGGUGACCAUGAACAAUGAAGAAAUGGACAUGCUUAGGGGCUUGAAAUUGGUCAACGAUGCAAUUGAAGGACUUGAUGUGAGAAUCCAGGAAGAAGUGAGGAAGGACGAGGAUGCUAGCAAGGAAAGGCGGGACGAUCUGAACCGUCGGCUGGAAGAGGUGAAAGUUUCAUGCGACCGGGUUGAACGACAGCUCCAAGACAUCAAGGACGAGCGCCAGCAGAAGAUUCCAGAGAUCGAGAAUAUCAAGCAGGACAUACAGAAACUGAAUCAAGAACGUGAGCAGCUCCAACAUAGCAUCGUAGAGUGCCGAAAGCAAGUGCGGAUUUGCGUUGAGCGCGAGCGCAACAAAGCCGCGAGGUUUGGGGCGAACAUGGACAGAGUGAUGGCAGAUAUCCAACGAACGAGGUGGCAUGGGAACAGACCUGUCGGGCCCUUUGGAUUGUUCGUUAGCGUCAAAGAUCCGGCUCAGUGGGCUCCGAUUAUACGCAUUCAACUUGGGGCUCUUAUGAGUGGGUUUGCGGUUACUGACGCUCGGGAUCGCGAACCACUCAAUAAGUUGUUGAUUGACCACGGCAACCAGAAGCCUUCCAUUACCAUCUCCGAGGUUGACUUGUUCGACUAUAGUUCGGGAGAACCACCGGAGGGAUACCUCACUGUUUUGCGCGCUCUAGAGAUCUCUGACGAGUACGUCCUGCGUAUCUUGAUUAAUCGAGCACACAUCGAGAGUACGUUCCUUGCUCCUACCCGUUUGGAUGCGGAUGGCGUCUUGUUACAGUAUGGACGCAGUGGAACGGCUUGGUCGGCCGAUCUGUACAACGUUAGCCGGUUCCCUGAGGGGGGUGGACAGUCGUCUGCAGUUCGUGCGCUUCGCAUGGGUGACCCAAAGCAACAACUAUUCACCGGCGAUGAUGCCACAGCGGAUAAGCAACGUUGGCAAGAACAUGGGGUGAAGCUCGAACAGCGGUACAACACGAUGAACCAGCAGAUAGAUCAGCUCAAGCAGAUGGAGACGCAAAAGGACAAGGAAGCCCAAAGCCUUGCUAAACUAGAGGGUGAUAUGUUGCGACGAUCCAGAGAACUGAAGGACCAGCAUGAUUCCCUCCAAAUCCAAGUCAACAACGAUAUGCCCGUUGAAAUUUCUGGACUCCAGGAUUCCAGAGUUGGAUUCGUGAAGGAAAAGGAGGCCUAUGAAAGCCAGUGGCAGACUCUCGACAAAGAGAGGAAGGAAGUUAACGAAGCCCAGCGUCCGUUACUGGAGGAAGCCAAUGCUAUUAAGACGCAGAUUGAGGAGUUUGUGGAGCUACAAGCUGGCAUACAGAACAAAAUUGGUGUUGAGGUGGAAAGACGGCUGAAUGCGCAGAGCAAGUCAAAGCAUUACCAGGAGAAACUUCAGGCUGACGAGGUCGAGGUCGCCUCCGCUGAGGAUGUAGUGAAGACUUUACAGACCGAGUUUGAGCAAUGGACAGCCAAGGCAACGGAGUACUGUGAGCGCUUCGAGAACCCUCGUAAGGCUGAAGAUGUACAGAAGAACUUGGAAGCCGUUCAGACAGCCCUUCGCGAGCGUGAGAAGAAGCACGGCGCUACAGUCGAAGAUAUGACGAUAGAAGUUAACAAGAAGAAGGCCGCGCUGGAGACUGCCAAGAAGGACUUGAGGAACAUGGUAUCUUUGAAUAGGGCUCUUCGUAGAUCUGUCCAAGUCCGUAUUGAUAAGUGGCAGGAGUUCCGCCGUCAUAUCGCCCUCCGUUGCAAAGUGUAUUUCUCGUACCAUCUCUCGAACCGUGGCUACUACGGCAAAAUUCUGUUUGACCACGUCAAAGGCUAUCUAGAGCUCAAGGUGCAAACGGACGAUCAGACAUCCACGCAAGAUUCGAGGGAGAAGGAUCCGCUCUCACUCUCUGGUGGAGAGAAGUCGUUUUCCACUAUUUGUCUCCUGCUGUCACUCUGGGAGUCCAUCGGUUGUCCUAUUCGGUGCCUUGAUGAAUUUGACGUGUUCAUGGAUGCUGUGAAUCGCCGUAUCAGUAUAAGGAUGAUGAUCGACACUGCCAACUCCUCCAACAACAGGCAGUACAUCCUGAUUACCCCGCAAGAUGUAACCAACAUCCACGCCUCGCCCUCCGUGCAUGUACACCGCAUGACCGACCCCGAGCGCGGUCAGGGUGUGCUGGCGUUCCAGUGA